AUGGCACCGUCUCUCCACCCCUCCAUCGACAACGGAAUCAAGAAGGGCGACGCCAACUUCGCCGGCGGCAAGCUGUACUGCCACUGCCCGUCCAACAAGGUCGAGGUCACGCUCGGCUCCAACGUCCUGCACAACCAUGCGUGCGGCUGCUCAAAGUGCUGGAAGCCAAAGUCGGCACUUUUCUCUGUAGUCGGCGUCAUCCCCACCGACAAGCUCAGCGUGACAGCCAACAAGCAGAAACUGCACGUCAUCGACAAGAGCGCGGCGAUUCAGAGGAACGCGUGCAAGGAGUGUGGCGUACACCUAUUCGGUCGCAUCGAGGUAGACCACCCUUUCAAGGGCCUCGAUUUUGUGCACACUGAGCUCUCAGACCAGAGCGGGUGGCAAGAACCUCAAUUCGCGGCUUUCGUCAGUUCGAUCAUCGAGCAGGGAUUCGAUCCGAGUCAGAUGGAUGGGGUGCGGUCGAAGUUCAAGAGUGUCGGGCUGGAGACGUAUGACGUGCUGAGUCCAGCGUUGAUGGAUGCGAUUGCGACAUACACUGCGCAAAAGAGCAAGACGAGUUCGAAGUUGUAG
This is a messenger RNA of Paraphaeosphaeria sporulosa, 573 nucleotides long. Its product is annotated as putative glutathione-dependent formaldehyde-activating enzyme. The transcript has a single exon. Gene Ontology annotation, biological process: formaldehyde catabolic process. Gene Ontology annotation, molecular function: S-(hydroxymethyl)glutathione synthase activity; zinc ion binding. NCBI's taxonomy places the organism in Eukaryota, Fungi, Ascomycota, Dothideomycetes, Pleosporales, Didymosphaeriaceae. The record is from RefSeq and is a predicted model, not a curated record. Bases 1 to 573 code for a protein of 190 amino acids.